This is a messenger RNA of Magallana angulata, 489 nucleotides long. Its product is annotated as SOSS complex subunit C-like. The coding region runs from base 87 to 416 and encodes 109 amino acids. Lineage: Eukaryota; Metazoa; Mollusca; Bivalvia; Ostreida; Ostreidae. The transcript has 5 exons. Gene Ontology annotation, cellular component: nucleus; SOSS complex; nucleoplasm. The record is from RefSeq and is a predicted model, not a curated record. Gene Ontology annotation, biological process: DNA repair.
AUUUCUAACAACUCAAAAAUGGUUUUUUGUUAUUGAUAUAGGAGACGGGUUUUUAGCAUGGGUCCACUUGCCUGAAUUGAAUAGAGAUGGCUUUCCAGACUCCGGGUCCUGGUACAGGGCAAGAGAACAGAAACAGGAAAAUAUUAGAACAUUUAGAGGAACAGAAAAGACGUCUCCGAGGGGGACAAGGUGCCUCAGUCAGUAACCCCAUCCCAAACAGUUCGCCCACAGUUCCGCCUUCUCCUGUGACAGUGCCAGGAAAUAUCAGCCUUGUAAUGGAGACCCAACACAUGACACCUGCCCAGCGGACAGCUUUACAGCAUGCCAAUGCCAACUCUGUGGGCUACUUCAUUACACAAGACUCAUCAUUUGGAAAUCUAAUACUUCCUGUUUUACCCAGAUUUAAUGAAAAAUAACAUUUUGUUCAUCCUCAUUUCAUUGUAUAUACCAUUGACUCAUUUUUUCAUUAAAAUAACUUUUGUAAAACAC